AUGGCGCUCUGCACUAGUCGUCAUUCAUCCAGCCUGCUUCAAAGAAAUGGCCGUCGUCGCCGUACCAGCAGUGUUGAUCGUCCCAGACGUUCUCUCCUGAUCUCGUCGACUUCUGAGAUAGAAGAUUGCUCUAGUGAUGAAAUGGGAACUCCUAAAUUGAUGGAGCCGCCAACAGCGCUUAAAGUUACGUCUCCUCCUACUCUGAGCAGCACAAAAGUGUUGGAAUGCAAGCUACAGACCGUCAAGCUGUUGACAUACAACGGUCAAAACCGAAGGAACUCAGCGCCCAUCCUUGUUCCGGUUGGCGUCGACGAUGAAAGCAAAUGUGAAUCUGACUACGACAAUGACAUACUAGACCUGCCUACAAGAUCCGUCCCAGAGCAUCGCUUGAAACUCCAACCCCUUUACACGAGCAAAGGAGGAGCAACCAAUCCCUCAAAUCAGGGAGGUGCUGAGAUUCAAGACAAUUGGAUCCCUUCCAUUUUAGGUUGCACUUUGGCCGUGGUGGCCAUGGCUCUGGAUAUGAAUGGGAUCAUCUAG
This is a messenger RNA of Seminavis robusta, 540 nucleotides long. Lineage: Eukaryota; Bacillariophyta; Bacillariophyceae; Naviculales; Naviculaceae. The record is from the annotation of a GenBank genome assembly.